AUUCCCCCAAGUCGCACCCCCAAAUCAGGCAGCCUUACACCCCUGAUCCCAUCCGCUGCCGACCAACCUUCGCCGCUCCUGACCUCAGCGGCAGUCGAUAACCCUCCACCGUCCCCGACCCUAGCCUCACUCUUCGCCGUCCCUGACCUCUACCGCACCCGGCUUCCUUCCCGACCACCUUGGCGGGCUAGGGUUUGACACCGCCGGCCCUCCUGGUCGUCCUCCGGUUGGUCGCUAGAGGAAACGGCUUCCACCCUCCUUCCAAAGCCUGUGAGCACGGAUGUGGCUCCUCCCACCAUUCCUUCCCCUCUCCUGCUUGGAGCCGCCUGUGACAACGGAUCUGGCUCUCCUCCACCAGCGGCGGAUGGGAUGGCGCGGAUCCACCUCUUCUCCACAAGCAUCGGCUGAGACGACGUGGAUUCGCAUCUCCCCCUCCCUCCUUGCCAUGGCCGCCUUUAUCCGUUGCGCCCCCGCCUUGCAGCUCCGCUUCUGGACGGAGAUUUGGAGGAGUACCCGCCGCUCACGGUGGCUUCAAGCCUUGUUCCCAACUGGCCCUAGAGGCACACUGUUAUGGCUCAUUUAUAUACGGGGGUAGGGGGGCUUCAAGCCUUGUUCCCAACCCGCCGCUCACGGUGGCUUCAAGCCUUCUUCACUAAGGGUGCAAGCUCGACUGAUUCAACGGUCUGCCUUGGUGUGAUGGCUCCCCGUCAACAAUCAGGUUGACGAUGGCCUAUGCUAGCUUCAGUUUCUUACCCUGUUCCAGUCUGCUGGAAGUGUCUCUGCUGCCUCCCCAAGAUGCUGGAAGGUCACCUCCAUCGAUGCUCUCUCCGCCGCUUCCACAAGCCGCCAGACUGUACAGUUCUGCAAGGAAAAAGAAUGGAAAAGGAAUAGAAGAAGACAAUGCUGAAGCACAAGAGCAAGAGAGGCUAGCUAUACUUAAAGCAAGGAAUAGUGAUGAUUUUGAACGAUUUAGGUCCUUUACAUUCUCAAAUCUAAAAGAAGAUUUUGGAGGACGAGCCAGUCAGCGACAAAAUAAAAGAAAGAAGCAAACAAAUAUUGAUAUACUUGUCUUGAGCCGUGGAGCGUGAGGGUCCGUCAUCUCGCUAUGUCCAUACUCGAUAUCCUGUGUGCUACUUGCGUGUGGGCUGUUGGAGUGUUGGUGCUGUUCGGCAGAGAAUAAGAUAUUGGGUUGCUGAGCUGCGACGUGAGUACUAAUUUUUUAAAUAUUUUUGGAGGGUAGUCUAGAGCGUGUUGAAGCCCCCCUACUAGACUCGCCACUGGAUGAGAUACUUCUAUUCUUGUCAGCCUGCCUGAAUGCACGAGAGCCUAGCUGUUGCUCAAAGACCGAAUGCACAACCCACUGCAGCUCAGUCUAUGAGAACAGCAGACCAGCAAGCCUGAGAUGAUGUGUUUCCAAAAUAACUAAGUGUUGACUAAUGCCUUAGUACUACCAUGAUUCAAAUUUUGAGUUUUUUUCCUGUGUUUUUCUUUAAGCUGGUCCGCCCAACUAUUUUGUUGUAGCUCGGCCACUGAUCCAAAUUAAAUUCCAUCCCAUUCAAAUCCUAUAGCAAUUUCUUUGUAGGAUAGUUCUCUAUCAUUUAAAUCCUAUGUCACUCGUAAGAAUAAAUAAGCUUUAUACUAGUAUGUUGUAACUUGGCAUCCAAUCAAUGUAUAUUACCCAAAGAUAAUAAUAUCUUUCUGUGAACACUAGACACAAAUCUGAGCAGUAUAUACUCCAUUUGCAAAUCAAUUCCAUAUCCCUAAUCAUAGUUUUCACUAGUACGGAGUAAUUUGUAACUUUGCAUUCGAACCAAGCAGUAUAUACUCCUUUUGGGAAGUUUUUGUAUGCGUAGUUCAAAUAAUUCCCUGCUUGAUCUAAUUAUGUAAUAUUGCUUGCUGCGAUGAUGAAGUGCUGCACAUUCAGAAGAGUUUUAUUUAUGCGGAUCAGUUAAACUGCAGCAUGUCAAAAUCUUUAAUGUGUUAAUUGAAAAUCUGAAGCAAGAGAUCCAUUUUGAGUUUUUGAUUUGGUGCAGGUUUCUCAAAGAUUGACAAGUUAAUGGAGGUUUGGGAGAUCUACAGGUUGACGAAGAUUAUGAACGCCUACAAUUAAGUCAGUGUAGUGACAAUGGUGCCUUGUUUGUUGAACCUGGAGACUUGCUCUGCUCAUUUUGGUGGUUGUUAAGUCAAUGUAUGCUCAUGUUGGUUGUGUGGUGCAUCAAGAAAUAAAUGUGUUUCUCCUUUUUUGGCACAACUUCAGCUUGGUUGUGUGGCACAUCUAAAAACAAAUAUAAGCACUUCUUUUGUGGCACAACGUCUUUGUAUAUGAUUGCUAUGAUUAUUGAAUGAAGUUCAAUACUU
Messenger RNA from Triticum urartu, 2358 nucleotides. RefSeq lists its product as uncharacterized. NCBI's taxonomy places the organism in Eukaryota, Viridiplantae, Streptophyta, Magnoliopsida, Poales, Poaceae. The record is from RefSeq and is a predicted model, not a curated record.